AUGGAAGUGGAGUCUUGUAUCCCACCAGGGUUCAGAUUCCAUCCCACAGAAGAAGAACUUGUGGGAUACUACCUCGCAAGAAAAGUUUCCUCCCAAAAGAUUGAUCUGGAGGUCAUUACAGAUAUAGACCUCUACAGAAUAGAACCCUGGGAUCUGCAAGACAGGUGCAAACUUGGCUAUGAGGAGCAGAACGAGUGGUACUUCUUUAGCCAUAAAGAUAAGAAGUAUCCAAGUGGAACACGCACUAAUAGGGCCACCACUGCUGGAUUUUGGAAGGCUACAGGACGGGACAAGGCUGUGAUUUCAAAAUAUGGAAUUAUAGGAAUGAGGAAAACUCUUGUGUUUUAUGAAGGCCGUGCACCUAAUGGCAGGAAAACAGAUUGGAUCAUGCAUGAAUACCGCCUUCAGUCAAGCGAAAAUGGUCCCCCUCAGGAGGAAGGAUGGGUUGUAUGCCGAGCAUUUAAAAAACAAAAUACCAAUCAGAGGCCAUGCUUAGACACUUACAAUCCUCGAUACUACAUUGGAGAUCAUAACUGCUCUGGAGUAGAAGCGCUUUCCGAUGCUUGUAUGACUGCUCAUCUGGUGAACUCGAUUGCAGCACAAACUUUUCAUGAGCAGUCAUUUGGAUGUGAGAUGGAGCUUGGAUGUGGACAGACCCACCUUAAUCAUGCCCUUGAGAUUCCACCACUUGGUAGUCCAAGUCUACCAACAAAUUUAGCUGUGAAGGAAUGCUUUGAACCUAGUAUUGUGGCUAAUGAGGACCAUGGUGACGAAAGACAUGAUUGCAGGGGAGAGUUCAUUGAUUGGAAAGUAUUAGAUAGGUUGCUCGCAUCACAGCUGAAUGAAUCAGUUGCAUCUUCUAACUCAAAUGUGCCACUAAAUCCUCUGGAUUAUGACAUAGAUGCUCGAAACCAAGAUCAUUUCCUGUCCUUUUAA
Phoenix dactylifera (date palm) is the source of this 936-nucleotide messenger RNA. The record is from RefSeq and is a predicted model, not a curated record. NCBI's taxonomy places the organism in Eukaryota, Viridiplantae, Streptophyta, Magnoliopsida, Arecales, Arecaceae.